Molecule: messenger RNA, 367 nt
Organism: Staurois parvus
Lineage: Eukaryota; Metazoa; Chordata; Amphibia; Anura; Ranidae
Source: the annotation of a GenBank genome assembly
UGUCCCUGGGACACAGUGGAUCACUGAUCAAUGGAAAUAGCCGAAGACAUUGGCUCUGUCAUGUGAUCAGCUGUGGCACUGAUGAUCAGUGUUCCCUGAUGAUCAGUGUAGCCCCAUCAGUGCCACCUGUCAGUGUCCAUCAAUGCCACCUGUCAGUGCCCAUCAAUGCCACCUGCCAGUGCCCAUCAGUGCCACAUCAAUGUCACAUAUCAGUGCCCAUCUGAGCUGCCUUUCAGUGCACCUAUCAGUGCCUGUCAGUGCCACCUAUCAGUGUUGCCAAUUAGUGCCAGUCAGUGCCGCCUCUCAGUGCCGGUCAAUGCUGCCUAUCAGUGCGCAUCAUUUCCGCCUAUCAGUACUGCCUAUCACU